Molecule: messenger RNA, 655 nt
Organism: Vigna angularis (adzuki bean)
Lineage: Eukaryota; Viridiplantae; Streptophyta; Magnoliopsida; Fabales; Fabaceae
Exons: 1
Coding region: 105-494 (129 amino acids)
Source: RefSeq, a predicted model, not a curated record
UAUCAACACCCCACGAUGUCACGAAUCUCUCUCAUCAUUCCGUUUUUACAAGCUUUAUCAUCGAUCCAGCAAGCUAUAGUAGAUAUUUAGAAUAGUAUACAGGAAUGGGAAACUGUUGUGCGACGGAGUCGUCUUGGGGUGGUGAUGAUUGGGGUUCUUUGUCAUCGAAAAGAAGGAGUAUGAGUUCGGGGAAGGUGUUUGAUGAAGUUCACGAGGCGAGUUUGGAUAAGGUGGAGAAGGAAAAGCUGUUGGGUGCGCUGAGAGCUUUUUCUGAUGCCAAUGGGAAGGUGAAGAUCAAGAUCUCGAAGAAGGAGCUGGCACAGUUGUUGGGAGGGAAAGAGAGUGGUAAGCAUUUGGGUGAAGAAGGACACGCUUCAGCGGAACAGUUUCUGGCUCGUUUGAUUCACGCAAGAGAUCAUUCGAGUAACGAGUACCAUGAUGUUCAUCAUAGACCUUGGAGACCUGUGCUUCAAAGUAUACCUGAGGUGAAUUAGUUAAAGGUGGUCGGGUGUGUCGAGUAGAGGUUGAGAUUUAGGUGAUUUUUUUAUUUGUUUUCCAUGUUUUCAGCUUGUGUUUUUCUUCUAUGGUUGGGAAUGUGUCAUUUGUAUAUUCGUCGUUCCGCGAGUGAAACUUUGGAAAACUGAAAAUUGUAGAU